Messenger RNA from Papilio machaon (common yellow swallowtail), 6246 nucleotides. It is a transcript of the gene raptor, whose product is annotated as regulatory-associated protein of mTOR. Lineage: Eukaryota; Metazoa; Arthropoda; Insecta; Lepidoptera; Papilionidae. Gene Ontology annotation, cellular component: TORC1 complex; cytoplasm. The transcript is spliced from 28 exons. Gene Ontology annotation, molecular function: protein binding; protein-macromolecule adaptor activity. Gene Ontology annotation, biological process: cellular response to starvation; cellular response to amino acid stimulus; positive regulation of cell growth. The record is from RefSeq and is a predicted model, not a curated record. The coding region runs from base 134 to 4129 and encodes 1331 amino acids.
UAUUGUUUAUUCCCAUGUGGUGUUGAAAAAUGGACGCGCACAUGAUCCUGUGAAGUUUAAAAAUGUUUUCUUUACGUGUUUAUGUGCGUUGAACAUUAAGAACAGAAGUAAACGUGUUCAAGUUUAAGUGACAAUGACAGAAAUGCCUCCUUAUCUCGCUGUUAAAGAUGAGGAGAAAAAUAGUGGGCAGACAGAUAGUGAAUGUUCGGACUCUGAAGACGAUUUGCCUCUAAGUUUUGAUAAACCUAGACACAUUGAACCCAUUAAAGGUGCAGAACGCGAAGAGCACUCUUGGAGAGUUAAAGAAAAGUACAAGACACACUGUGUAGCGCUGGUCUUGUGCCUCAACGUGGGUGUGGACCCACCCGAUGUGGUGAAGACUCAACCUUGUGCCAGACUAGAAUGUUGGAUUGAUCCCAACUCACUGUCCCCGGGCAAGGCAUUGGAGAGCAUCGGUCACGCACUGCAGUCCCAGUAUGAACGCUGGCAGCCUCGCGCACGUUACAAGCAGAGCCUUGACCCUACCAGUGAUGAGAUCAAGAAGCUGUGCUGCUCGCUGCGUCGCAACGCCAAGGACGAAAGAGUUCUUUUCCAUUACAAUGGACAUGGGGUACCCAAGCCCACCAACCAGGGCGAGAUAUGGGUCUUCAACAGGGCGUACACGCAGUACAUCCCGCUGUCGAUGUACGACCUGCAGACGUGGAUGGGAGCGCCCUCGCUCUACGUCUACGACUGCUCCAACGCCGGCAUCAUCGUCGAUAACUUCAAGCAGUUCGCUGAACAACACGAACGCGAUUAUGAGAUGCAGGCGUCCAGCGGGCGCGAUACGGCGGGCUCCGGGUCGGGGGCGGGGUCCAGCUCGGGCGGGGGCGGGGUUGUGGGCGCGGGCGCGGCGGUGUCGUACCGCAACUGCAUCCAGCUGGGCGCGUGCGCCGCCGGCCAGACGCUGCCCAUGAGCCCCGAGCUGCCCGCGGACCUCUUCACCGCCUGUCUCACCACGCCCGUCAAGAUGGCCAUGAAGUGGUUCGUGCUGCGCAGCCGCGUGCGCGUCGCCACACACGACCUCCUCGAUCUCAUCGACAAGAUCCCGGGGCAGGUGAGCGACCGGCGCACGAUGCUGGGCGAGCUCAACUGGAUCUUCACGGCGAUCACGGACACGAUCGCGUGGAGCUCGCUGCCGCCCGACCUCUUUCAGCAGCUCUUCCGCGCCGACCUCCUCACCGCCAGCCUCUGUCGGAACUUCCUGCUCGCAGACAGGAUCAUGAGAUCGUACAACUGCACGCCGGUGUCGUCGCCGGCGCUGCCCUCGCUGGCGGCGCACCCGCUGUGGGCGGGCUGGGAGCACACGCUGGACCUGGCGCUGGCGCAGCUGCCCGCGCUGCUGGCCGAACGUCCGCCCGACUACAGCCACUCGCCCUUCUUCCGCGACCAGCUCACCGCAUUUCAGGUCUGGCUCGACCUCGGCAAGUGGUCUGCAUGCCGGCCGCCGCCGGACCAGCUGCCGAUGGUGCUGCAGGUGCUGCUGAGCACGCUGCACCGCGUGCGCGCGCUGCAGAUCCUGUGCCGCUUCCUGGCGCUGGGCGCGUGGGCGGUGCGCGCCGUGCUCGCAGUCGGCAUCUUCCCCUACAUGCUCAAGCUGCUGCAGGCCUCCGCACACGACCUCCGCGCCUCCAUGGUCUACAUCUGGGCCAAGAUCAUAGCCGUAGACCCUAGUUGUCAAGUGGAUUUGGUGAAUGCGAAAGGUCACAAAUACUUCCUGUCUAUACUUCAGGAUCCAUCAGUGGAUAGUGAACAUCGCACAUUGGCUGCAUUCGUGCUGGCGGGCAUCGUGGACAACUACCCCGCCGGGCAGGAGGCGGCGCUGCAGGGUUCCAUGAUAUCGCUGUGCCUGGAGCAGCUGACGGACGGCAGUGCCCGACUGCGGCAGUGGGCGUGCGUGGGGCUGGGCAGGCUGUGGCGCAACUACGACGCGGCGCGCUGGGCCGGCGUGCGCGACCUGGCGCACGAGAAGCUGUACGCGCUGCUGCAGCACCCGCAGCCCGAGGUGCGCGCCGCCUGCGCCUUCGCCCUCGGCACGUUCGUGGCUGCGGGCGGGUGUGCCGGCCGCACCGAGCACGCCAACGCGCUCGACCAGCAGGUGGGCGUGCAGCUGGCCGCGCGACUCCCGCCCGACGCCUCGCCGCUGGUGCGCGCAGAGCUGCUCGCCGCUCUCCAGUGGCUGGUUUUAAUAUUUGAACAACAUUUCAUCGCGGUAUAUAUUCAAGAAAGGAUGAGGCGAAGUACCAAGGAGUCUCGACUGUGCGGGGCUGGGGGCGGGGGCGGGGGCGGGCGCGUGGAGGCGGGGCAGGACGCGCUGGCGGCUGCGCGUGCGCCGCUCCCCGCGCGACACGUGCACGCUGCGCUCGCGCUGCCCGCAUACGGUUUCGGCUCCGUGUAUAUGAAACUGUGGAGCGCACUGUGCGGCAUGGCCAAGGAGCCGCACCCGCAGGUCUCGCAGAUGGCCACCGACAUCAUCAACUACAUCUCAAAUCAGGUGGACAACGUGAGCCGCGAGGCGGAGGCGGUGCGCAGCAGCAGCGGCAGCGGGUCCAGCUCGCUGCCGCCCUCGCCCAACACGCGGCCCGCAGCCUUCGCGCACGCCCCCCACUCGCCGCACUCGCCACAUCCCGACACACGCACUCUGCCCGCCAUGGGUCACCGCCGCGGCAAGUCUGGUCUGCCGCACACAAUAUCCGAGGACUCGGUGGCUCAUCGCGACCGCGACUCCACCUCCUCCAACUCUAGUCAAAGUACAAAGAAGGCGAUUGUGAGCACGGAAUUCGUGGAGUGGGCGACGGCGCAGUUCGCGCGCGGUGAGGGCGGCGAGGGCGACGAGGGCGACGGCGACUCCGAGAGCCGCGCCCACCACGAGCGCGUGUGGCGACGCGCGCGCAACCGCAGUCUGCGCCGCGACGCGAGAGCGCUGCGCGCGGGGCUGGCGGGGCGCGGCGCCCGUCUCGAGACGCAGACGUUCCACUCGCGCUGUCCGCUGCCGCCCGCCGUGGUGCUCUUCCACCCCUACGAGCAGCACCUCGCCGUCGCCUUCAAGGACACCUUCGGGAUCUGGGACUGGGGCACGGCGGCCAAGAUCUGCGUGGGGUCGUGGCGGCGCACGUGGGGCCGCAUCACCGCGCUCGCCUACCUCAACGCGCACGAGCGCGCGCUGCUCGCCGUCGCCUCGCACACCGGCAACCUCGCAGUCUACAGACCCUCGGAGAACGGUAGCGGGAGUGCGCCGGCGCUGGCGGCCGCGUGGCGAGCUCUGCCCGUGCGGCCCGCAGCCGACUACCGCCCGCCCCCAGCACAGCCUCUAUACAGUCUGGCGCAGCUGGUGUCGGAGCAGUUCAUCUCUGCGGAGGAGCGCCAGGCCGCCGCCAAGGCUCGCCACUCCGACCCCAACCUGUCGGUGGGCAUGGGCGGCAUGGGCGGAGUGGGAGGCGCGAGCGGCGCCGCCGGCACCAGCUCCGGCCCGCCCUCAGUGCUGCUGCGCUGGAGCGAGACGCGGCGCUCGCUGGCGCUGGCCGGCCUCUGCAGCACCGUGCGUCUCUGGGACGCCGACGCCGAGAUGCUCAGCUGCGACAUCAGCACUGAGACGGAGGCUGCGGCGACGUCGCUGUGGCGCGGCCCGCUGCUGGCGUGCGGCUUCGCGGACGGCGCGGUGCGGGCGUGGGACGAGCGCGCGCCCGCAGCGCCCGUCUUCACGCUGCACGACCACACCGCGCCAGUGCUGUGCGCCGCGCACCGCACUCACCAGCCACACACACUGCUCACUGGAUGUGCGGAGGGCGUGAUCCGCGUGUACGACACGCGCAAGCUGGUGGCGAAGGAGGUGGUGCGCGCGCCGGGCCCCCUCGCCGCCCUCGACCUGCACCCGCUCUGCAACCUGCUCGCCUGCGGCUCCGUGAACCAGUGCAUCAGCAUCUACGACCUGAAGGGCACGCCGCUCAACACCAUCAAGUUCCACGAGGGUUUCAUGGGGGCCCGCAUCGGACCCGUCUCCUGCCUCACCUUCCACCCUCUAAGAUGCGCGCUGGGUGUGGGCGCCAAGGACUCCACGGUGUCUGUGUACGUGUCGGAGCCCCGCCGGUGACCCUCGCUCUACAGCCUGGCGCUGCCGCUGCAUUUCCAGUGAGCUGCACACCGCACACCGCACACCGCGGUUCUAGUGGCCGAAGAGGAAUGACUUGGUGAAUGAGCUGUCGCUACGCGCUAAAGGACCUCAUCGCGAAGAUCGGAAGGAUCCCAGCCUGUUUAACUGCAACGUAUUGCUUCGUUCCCUUUCUCAUUAGUUUCCGUGGAGUGCGGGCGCAGUCUCCUCUCCUACCGACGACUGAGAAACGCUCGAGCCUUCCAGCAUCUCAAUCCCACAAAAGACAUCUCCACCGUUUUGUGACUACCCUCAUUAUAAUACAAGCGUAGAAUUAACAGCCACGUUAUAGAUAUCAUUUACAAUAAUAAUGUUGAUUUGCUUACGUUAUAUUUUUCUACAUAUUGUGUAAAUAGUAAAUCUGUUAUUUUUACAAGUAUACUAGUAAGAAAAAACUCGAUCAAUGCAGUUCAAUCCCACCGAUUGUAUUCGUGCGUAGCGCGCGCAGUGUACGGCGCAGUGUACAGCGCAGUGUACGGCGCAGUGUACGGCGCAGUGUACGGCUCAGUGUACGGCGCAGUGGUUGCGGGGUGCGAGACGGCGAUAUUUGGUGCUAAAGUUAGGUCGAUUUGUAAUUAGUUGCGUGCGCGUGCGCAGUGCAGCGCCGACACACAGCCGCGCUGUUGUAAUGUACGCUUUACAGUAGCAUACUCAGUCGAGAGACGUUCGGAGCAUUUGUAUAAAUCUGUUAUAUCGGAUAGCGACGUUUUUAUUUAUAUAAUUUAAGUACGUAUAAUAAUCGAGCAACGUAAAUAUGUAUUUAUAUUUAAUAUACAUAAGUUAGUAUCGAUGUCCGCGCCCGCCCGAGCGAGAGGCGCGGCGGCGGCGGCUUAGCCAAAUAUACUGCCUUCAGAGAACAGUCGCCUCGCUUUAAUACGCAGAGGACGUCGCCUGUAAAUAUAGCAACAUUAGUUAUGAUCUAUUUUAUACCAUGAAAUGCAAUACAAUUUGAGUAAUUAAUUUAGUGUAUGGAGAAUAAUUGUGUACCGACUUCCUCCGGGCCGGAGUGCGCCAGCGGUGGGGAAACCGUUCCCUUGACGAUGUUGUGCUACGAGCUUGCGUCAAAGUGAUGACUACUGAUGAAUGUAACGUCUGAAGUUAACAGAAUUGCUUUCAGUAACUCCGCUUUAUCCGGCCGGUACAGCAGCGCGCCACCACCAAACACGUGUUCAAGUGAUGCUACGUUAAGUUAGGAACGCUUUUCAUGUCUACCCUACAUUAACAGUAUGUGUUCAAGACUUAUUUCUCUGUAUGCAAGCAACAGCGACCAGGAAAGAAUAUUAUGUGCACUAAAAUAAACAAACGAGUGGUAUUAUCACCUUGCCAGUAGAGUCCAAGAGAUUCGAGGACCGAAUAAUAAAACGGGCAAAGCUAUGGGCACAUGAGACCUGUCUCUGUGGCAUGCGCGGGGCCACAAGUGGCUGCUGCCCUCGGAUCUGAUCACUGCGCGUACAUCGACUCGCGCUGGACUACUUUGUUUUAUCCAAUAUAAUCCGUAUUUUGCGUUCUUCAGUUCGGCAGAAGAGGUUUUGUGAUUAUGUGAUUUUACAAGAAAGUUCCUAAGACUUAAUUAUUACUAAAUAGAUGCCAUUUUUUUUUUAUAUUAAACAAUAAGUUAUAAGAUUUCGUUAACUACGUAAUAGUUGAAGAUAUUGUGUUCUUUUACAUUAGAAUAGACAAACAAGAUACGCAUCCGGUGUUCAUAAAAGUUUUUAUUUUUAGUUGUACAUUUAGUCUGCCGAGUGAGCCAGUAACAUUAAAGUUAGGAUACAGUUUUAUGUACAGCUGCUGAGCAUUUAAUGUUUUCUGAUUAUAAGACAAGCGAUUUGAACAAAACUGUAAUAUCGGCUGCACUGCCGGGUUCGGUGAGGACUGCACACGAUGUUCUCAUAGACAACCUCUCACAAGUUGGUUCUUCAAUCAAAAGAUUGAAUAUUGUAUAAAGUUAUAGCAUUUUGUCUAUGAAAUUAAUGAUUUAUCAUCGCUUUUACAUAUUGUGUAAUUGUACAUUACUGUUGUUGUUGUUGAAAUAAAACAUGGUACAUAACAUUGUCUUAUUC